AGAGGUGAAGCUAUUUUACUAACAUCAGAAGAAAGAUUAAGAAAUGCACUAAUACCUAGAUAUUUUCAGAUGUUUCGUCAAAUAAGUCGUAUAGAUGGUGGAGUCAAAUUUCUAGUUGACAUGAGGUCAGAUGUUCUUAAUCAUCAAACUACUAGUACAUCAGAAAUAGCUGUAGCUUAUUAUAGAGCUUUAAAUUCAGCCUUACGAGAUCUUAUUUCAUUAUGGUUUUCAGUAGGAUUUUUGACAUUACAAAGAAUUACAUGGGAAUCGCCAUGUGAUCUUGUACAGAAGGUAUCUUACUAUGAAGCUGUUCAUCCUAUAAGAAAUCUAUCUGAUAUGAAACAGAGAGUAGGACCAUAUCGUCGGUGUUUUGUAUUUAAUCAUAAUAGUAUGCCUAGAGAACCUGUAGUUGUCUUACAUACAGCUUUAACACCAAAUAUAGCAUCAUCCAUACAUGUAGACGCUAGUUCACCUCCUACUAGUCCCGAAUUAUCUGCUGAUUUCAAUAUUAAAGAAGAUAAAUCACAAUUUAAUACUGCCAUAUUUUAUUCUAUUACAUCAACACAGAAAGGUCUACAAAGUAUAGAUCUGGGUAAUUAUCUUAUAAAGAAGGUUGUAGAAGAAAUCCAGAAAGAAUUUGAUCAUAUACAACAGUUCUCUAGUCUAUCACCUAUACCUGGUUUUAAAGAUUGGUUAAUAACAGAAAUCAACCAGAUAUUACAUAUCAAAAGUAAGUACAAAGAGCAAAGUCAAAUAAAACCACAUAUGGACAAAACACAUAGUUGUAUUCUAGAAACGUUUAAAGAAUUUAUACAGAAGAAUAGCUGGGUGUCUAAAAGGGAUCUUGAACCAGUGUUUAAAGAUAUUUUAAUGCGUUUAUGUGCUAGAUAUCUGUAUCUUGAAAAACGCAGGCAGUAUGCUCUCAACCCUGUUGCAAAUUUUCACCUUGGUAAUGGUGCAGUAUUAUGGCGUAUUAAUUGGAUGGCUGAUAUGUCUAGCCGUGGUUUGUCAUCAUCUUGUGGUUUAAUGGUCAACUAUCGGUAUUAUCUAGAAAAUACUGAAUAUAACAGUACUAAAUAUCUAGAAGAAUUCCAUAUUGAAGUAUCACAACAAGUUUUAGACUUAUGUUCUGGUUUAAAACCAAAUUCUUAA
Molecule: messenger RNA, 1152 nt
Organism: Lottia gigantea (owl limpet)
Lineage: Eukaryota; Metazoa; Mollusca; Gastropoda; Lottiidae
Exons: 7
Biological process (GO): acetyl-CoA biosynthetic process; positive regulation of fatty acid oxidation; fatty acid biosynthetic process
Cellular component (GO): peroxisomal matrix; mitochondrial matrix
Molecular function (GO): malonyl-CoA decarboxylase activity
Source: RefSeq, a predicted model, not a curated record